GAUGUCCUUCACUAUUUAUUUAGAUUCCAGAGGUCUCGGAACUGAUAAGAGUGCGACGCGUCCUAGUUAAGUACAGUACCCGUACCUUGUUCUCUCCCUCUCCAGUAUCAUACAGUCGUCUGAGAUAGUAUUCGCUGCAUCGUUUUCCACUGGGACUAGGCAAUGGCGUCCGGAGUUAACGCGACGCGUCCGGAAGCCGUUCCAUGCAAUCACACCAAGGACGGCAGAUCGAGGCUCCGAUUCGACGAGACCGUAACAGUCAUCUACGGCACCGGCGAAACAGAAAUCGAAACCCUUCACGUUCCCGAAGCCGCCUCCUCCGCUAAUGCCGAGCCUCGCGAAGCGGCGGAACCAGGCGACGGCUCGCGAGAAAGCUCGUCGCUCUCGGAAGCAGACCGAUCAGGGAUGCCUGGGUCUGCUGAGAGGAGCGAAAAUCAACAGAACCAUGGAUCAUUUCCGCCAAGAGGUUUCGCGAUGCACGGUGGUGAAGCCGAGGGGGACGAUCUCGCUGAUGAUCUAGAUUUCUUAGAUCUGGAAGACUUGGAGCAGACGUGGGCGGAGCGGCGGGAGAGCAUUCUGGGGACGAGAUGUGGGUCGCCCAAGGGCGCGACGGACGUUGGAAUGGUGCGGUCCGACGCGAUUAGGUUUACCGGCGGCCCUCGCGAGUCGCUGAAAUGGACCCCGCAACCACGCGCCUGACACGCGCUGGACACGCGCCUGACACCAGCUUGACUCAAGCCACGCGCUGGACUCCAGUCUGGAGUCAAUUAGCUGGUUUUACUGUCUUGGUCAGUUAUUCUGUGGUGGCCUCUUACUUUCCCCCGUUGUCACUCAUUUCUUUAGCGGGCUAAAUGGUUGCAUGCCUCCUCGGCCUCUACGUCUGACUGGGGAUGGCUUCACGGAGGCCUCUACAUCCUGACUGAGAACAGGUGCGACCGUCAGGGGAAAGGAGAGGCAGCAGCAUGCUGGGGAUGCAACAUGCCUUGCUCCUAGGAUCUCCGAGGAGCAAGAUGCGGUGGAUGUCUCGUUUCGAGCCAGCCUCUCUGACGGAUGAGCGUGUUGACGUUUUUCCCCAAGGGUUUGUCAGCACAAGGUGCUCUUGGAAUGCAUGGCUCUUCUUUUGCAGGCUUUUGCUAGGGAGACAGUCAAUUCCUCUAAUUAUGGUACCGGUAGUAAGUAAAUUAAUUAGUGUACCUUACCUGCAGUUCGUCCAGACUGGAUCUAAAUUCUAAAGA
Messenger RNA from Closterium sp. NIES-67, 1235 nucleotides. Lineage: Eukaryota; Viridiplantae; Streptophyta; Zygnematophyceae; Desmidiales; Closteriaceae. The record is from the annotation of a GenBank genome assembly.